Molecule: messenger RNA, 3363 nt
Organism: Tachysurus fulvidraco (yellow catfish)
Lineage: Eukaryota; Metazoa; Chordata; Actinopteri; Siluriformes; Bagridae
Gene: cert1b
Product: ceramide transporter 1b
Exons: 18
Coding region: 552-2477 (641 amino acids)
Biological process (GO): ER to Golgi ceramide transport
Cellular component (GO): Golgi apparatus
Molecular function (GO): phosphatidylinositol-4-phosphate binding
Source: RefSeq, a predicted model, not a curated record
AUAUGGCGGCGUCAGUUUUUUUUAGCUCUUGUCCUUCUUUCAAAACACCGUUUGCAGACGGAUUCGGAAGCCUUAUAAUUCGAUAUUUGUGUGCUUUUCGACCGCGUGUGCAGUCGUAAACUUAUACGCAUGCAGUAGAUACGACUGUGUAGGCGGAUAUUGUCGUUAUUCGACCCUUUCUGGUGACUGUUUUCAUCAAGAAAAGCUUAGCUACAGUGCUCGAGACCAGUGGAGGAGGAUAAAGUGGGCGUCGACGAGAAUAAAGUGGGCGUCGACGAGAAUAAAGUGGGCGGAGCUUGUGAGGCGCUCAGCUAAAAAAGCUUCCUCCUUUCAGCUGGGCGGUAAAUGAGCUGCGUUACAGCGACAGAUCGUUUAUUUCUGCACUCACAAAGCUGACCAGGCAGCUACAGUCUGAUGAAAUCAACACGUUUGGUCUGCAGGUGGAUUUUAGAUGCGAAGGCGGCACACCGGAGCACACACGGCUCACACUCGCACGCGCGCCACCGAACCGCAUUCGGCUCUUUUCGGCUAAACUCGACUCCGCUGUCGGAAUGAGCUCCAGUCCGCUUUCUAACGGCAAACAGAUGUCAGACAACCAGAGCUGGAACUCGUCCGGCUCUGAGGAGGACCUGGACACGGAUCCUGGACUUCACGGCGGCGGGGUGGCUGAGUUCAGUGGCGUCCUCAGCAAGUGGACAAACUACAUCCACGGCUGGCAGGAUCGCUGGGUCGUGCUGAAGAACAACACUCUGAGUUAUUACAAGUCUCAGGACGAGAGGGAGUACGGAUGCAGGGGCUCGCUGUGCCUCAGCAAAGCCGUCAUCACGCCCCACGAGUUUGACGAGUGCAGGUUGGAUAUCAGUGUUAACGACAGCGUGUGGUACCUGAGAGCUCAGGACCCGGACCACCGUCACCAGUGGAUCGAGUCCAUCGAGCAGCACAGGGUUGAGUCUGGUUACGGCUCUGAGUCCAGUUUGAGGAGACAUGGCUCCAUGCUUUCUCUCACCUCAGCUACCAGCAGCUACUCUGCCACUUCAACGUCCUCUUUUAAGAAGGGCCACAGUCUGCGAGAGAAACUGGCCGAGAUGGAGACGUUCAGAGACAUCCUGUGCAGGCAGGUGGACACACUGCAGAAAUAUUUUGACGCCUGCUCAGACGCCGUGUCCAAAGACGAGCUGCAGAGGGAUAAGAUUGUGGAGGAUGAUGAAGACGACUUUCCUACUACUCGCGCUGAUGGCGAAUUCCUGCACAACCACAACGGCAGCAGAGAGAAGUUGUUCCAGUCUCUGAGUACUAAGGGCCUGAACGGGAUCGAUUUUAAAGGCGAGGCCAUCACGUUUAAAGCCACUACGGCGGGAAUCCUGGCCACACUCUCGCACUGCAUCGACCUGAUGGUGAAGAGAGAGGACAGCUGGCAGAGGAGACUGGAUAAGGAGACGGAGAGGAGGAGGAGGGUGGAGGAGGCCUAUAAAACAGCAUUGUCCGAGCUGAAGAAGAAAUCUCAUUUCGGAGGCCCGGAUUACGAGGAGGGCCCGAACAGUCUCAUAAACGAGGAUGAGUUCUUUGACGCCGUUGAAGCCGCUCUGGACAGACAAGACAAAAUAGAGGAACAGACACAGACGGAAAAAUCCCGGGUACAGAGACCAAGCCCGAUGCCUUCCGGAGACAUCUAUUCCACCAUGGGCACUCACCGAUUCGCCGAGAAGCCCCCCACUCCGCCCACCUCCCCUCUAUCCUGCGACGUAGUGCUCAGUCCCGCUCGUCAUCACGAGCACAGGUUCAGUGCUGAGGUGGAGGAGAUGGUACAGAGUCACAUGAUCUACUCCCUACAGGACGUGGGCGGAGACGCAAACUGGCAGCUGGUGGUGGAAGAGGGAGAGAUGAAGGUGUACAGGAGAGAGGUUGAAGAGAACGGCAUCGUGUUAGACCCCCUGAAAGCCACACAUGCGGUGAAAGGUGUUACAGGUCACGAGGUGUGCCAUUACUUCUGGGACACGGAGGUCCGCAAUGACUGGGAAACUACUGUUGAAAACUUCAACAUCGUGGAGUCGUUGUCUGAUAACGCCAUAAUCAUCUACCAGACCCACAAGAGGGUGUGGCCUGCGUCACAGAGAGACGUGCUGUAUUUAUCAGCCAUCCGCAAAAUCAUGGCCAGUAACGAGAACGACCCGGACACCUGGAUCGUGUGUAACUUCUCAGUGGACCACGAAAACGCCCAGCCGAGCAGCCGUUGUGUUCGUGCCAGAAUUAACAUCGCCAUGAUCUGUCAGACUCUGGUGAGUCCACCAGAGGGCAACAAAGAGAUCAGCAGAGACAACAUUCUGUGUAAAAUCACAUAUGUGGCCAACGUAAACCCUGGAGGCUGGGCUCCUGCGUCUGUCCUGAGAGCUGUAGCCAAGCGGGAAUACCCCAAAUUCCUGAAGCGUUUUACCUCCUACGUUCAGGAGAAAACUGCCGGCAAGCCUAUCCUCUUCUGAGAGCUCAGGUGAACAUAGCAAUAAAGAUCCUCAGUGUACAGCGCCCCCUCUCUACACUCCCAGCUACAGCGGCCCUGAGGAGCUUCCUCUCACUGCAGGCUGUCUUCCUCUUCCUGCUCCUCAUCCUCCUCUUCCUGAAUGUUUCAGGCCCUCGGCUGCCCCCAGAUAAAUCAACCCAAAUUACCCAGGAUCCCCUGCAGUGGCCCUCAGUGUAGACACGCGUCAGCUUUAUGCGGUCCCGAGGCUUUAACACCCCCCGACACCCCCCACCCCCAGCAGCUCUGAGAGGAAACAGUUGCCAAAUCUCAGCGUCGGUUCUGUAUUUUCAGCAGAGAUCUAUAUUAAUAUUGAGAUACAUGUAUCUACUGAAGUAUGUGAGAUUUACAGGACAGGUUUAUUUAAUGAGCCAAAACACAGAAGGACAGCUCGCUUUUAGUUUUCUUUCUUUUCUUUUUUUUUUUCUUUCUUUUUGGACUGCACUUCAUUGACUGAUCCCAGAAUUCAAAGCUCCCCGCUUUCCAUGCUGCUAAUUUAAACUAAGAAGGUAAAAAAAAAAAAAAAUUGCUCGGGUCAGACAUUAAAACUAUCCUGAAGGUUUGUAACCGAACACAGAGAGGGCUGUCAUUGACCUAUGACCUACAACAUGACCCGACUUUUGCCUUUUUUUUUUCUUUUUUCUUUUCUCCCCAUCUCUUUGAUGAAGCCCCGGAUGCUGGUGCUGAAGAGGAGAUUCUUUUUUUCCUUCCUGAUGUUUUGUCGUUUAAUUUUCGUCUCUGGAAACCCGAGGUCUGUUUGUUAGUUGUACUUGUGUAUGUCAGACGCGCUGGCGUACUGUAGCACAAUUAAGCAUCCGUAGUGAUCGACGACAGCGGGAUCUUUUUAAUAC